CGUGGGUCCCUCCUCCAUUGGGAGUGGUGGCGGCAGCAUCCCGCGGGGGGUACCCCCUGGCCCUCGUCAUGCCGUCCAACGCCCGGGCCGGCAGCCUGAAGGACCCUGAGGUAGCCGAGCUUUUCUUCAAGGAUGACCCGGAAAAACUAUUUGCCGACCUGCGGGAGAUCGGGCAUGGCAGCUUUGGCGCAGUCUAUUUUGCCCGUGACAUCCGUAAUAAUGAGGUCGUCGCCAUUAAGAAGAUGUCUUAUAGUGGCAAGCAGUCUAAUGAGAAAUGGCAGGACAUCAUAAAAGAAGUAAAAUUUCUCCAAAAGCUGCGGCAUCCCAACACUAUUGAAUAUAAAGGAUGUUACCUGCGGGAGCACACAGCCUGGCUGGUGAUGGAGUACUGCCUGGGAUCCGCUUCCGACCUCCUGGAGGUACAUAAGAAACCACUCCAGGAGGUGGAGAUUGCUGCUAUUACCCAUGGUGCACUCCAGGGCCUGGCCUACCUCCAUACACACAACAUGAUCCAUAGAGAUGUGAAGGCUGGAAACAUCCUCCUGACAGAGCCGGGGUUGGUGAAGUUGGGUGAUUUCGGCUCUGCUUCCAUAGUGGCUCCUGCUAAUUCCUUUGUGGGAACUCCAUACUGGAUGGCUCCGGAGGUGAUUCUGGCCAUGGAUGAGGGGCAGUAUGAUGGGAAGGUGGACGUGUGGUCCCUCGGGAUCACCAGCAUUGAGCUAGCUGAGAGGAAGCCCCCGCUGUUCAAUAUGAAUGCUAUGAGUGCCUUAUAUCACAUAGCUCAGAACGAAUCCCCCAUCCUGCAGUCCAACCACUGGUCUGAAUAUUUCCGGAAUUUCGUGGAUUCGUGUCUCCAGAAGAUUCCUCAAGAUAGACCGAGCUCAGACAUUCUGCUUAAGCACCGCUUCUUGCAAAGGGAAAGGCCACAGACUGUCAUCAUGGAACUGAUCCAGCGCACAAAGGACGCCGUGAGGGAGCUCGAUAACCUGCAGUACCGCAAGAUGAAGAAGAUCCUCUUCCAGGACACCCAGAACGGUCCGAACACUGAGACCACCGAGGAGGAGGAGGAGUCGGAGCAGUUUCUUCACUGCACGGGCACAAUAACCAGCAUGGAGAGCAGCCAGUCGGUGCCCAGCAUGUCCAUCAGCGCCAGCAGUCAGAGCAGCUCGGUGAACAGCCUGGCUGAUGCCUCCGAUGACAGCGGAGAGAUGGCCAUGAUGCAGGAGGGAGAGCACACGGUGACCUCUAACAGCUCCGUCAUACACCGGCUGCCGACUCACGACAAUAUCUACGAUGAUCCGUACCAGCCAGAGAUGGAGGCUCAGCAGUCAACCUCGGCCGCUCGGAGAAGAGCAUACUGCCGCAACAGGGACCACUUCGCCACUAUCCGCACGGCCUCCCUGGUGACACGGCAGAUCCAGGAGCAUGAGCAGGACUCAGCGUUACGGGAACAGAUGUCUGGCUACAAGCGGAUGCGGCGACAGCACCAGAAGCAGCUCAUGGCUCUGGAGAACAAGCUGAAAUCGGAGCUGGAUGAGCACCAGCAACGGCUGGACAAGGAGCUGGAGGCUCACCGGAGCAACUUUUCUGCCGAGACGGACAAGCUGUCCAAGAAACACCAGGCCAUCUUUGAGAAGGAGGCUAAGGGCGCAAUGACAGAAGAGAAGAAGUUUCAGCAGCAUAUCUUGGGCCAGCAGAAGAAGGAGCUGACUAACUUGCUAGAGAGCCAGAAGCGACAGUACAAGAUCCGCAAGGAGCAGCUGAAGGAGGAGCUGCAAGAAAACCAGAGCACCCCAAAGCGGGAGAAGCAGGAGUGGCUGCUCCGCCAGAAAGAGAGCAUGCAGCAUUACCAGGCUGAAGAAGAGGCCAAUCUGUUACGCCGGCAGCGCCAGUACUUCGAGCUCCAGUGUCGGCAGUACAAGCGUAAGAUGCUUCUGGCACGGCACAAUCUGGAUCAGGACCUUCUGAGAGAGGAGCUGAACAAGAAGCAAACCCAGCGGGACCUGGAGUGCGCCAUGCUUCUGCGGCAGCACGAGUGCACUCAGGAGCUGGAGUUUCGACACCUACAGAUGCUGCAGCAUACCCGCAGCGAGCUCAUCCGCCUGCAGCAUCAGACAGAACUUGGCAACCAGCUGGAAUACAACAAGCGCCGAGAGCAGGAACUACGGCAGAAACACGCCGCUGAAGUCCGGCAGCAGCCCAAGAGCCUCAAAGUAAGGCCUGGGGAGGAGGAGGAGGAGGGGGUAGAGGGAGGCACCUUCAGCCUCUGCAGCUCUGAGGAUGAGGAGGAGGAGGAAGCGGCAGAUGUAGAUGUAGCUGUGGAGCGCAGUGAGGCUGAUGGCUGCCCAGACCAGGAUGCUCCUUACUUUGAGCUAUCUUCUGCAUGGGUGCCAGAGCCGGAGGUUCCUGUGCGUCCUGCGCCUUCUCAGGGUACCUCCUCGCUGCCAAGUCAUGCCAUCUGUGGAGCACUGACUCUGCUGGCAGCCUCCAGGCCUUUCUGUCCUUGGUCACUGCUUCCCCUGCUGCUGGCGCUCCUCACCUUGUGGAGAUCAGGGCCACUUCUAGAUUCUGCACUCGUGGCCCUAGAGACCCUGGGAGCCAGUCUCCUGUGCGGUUACAUUCUGCUGUGCUGGGUCUUCUCUCUGAGCUCUGCCACCUUCAUGUUGCUGGCACAGAGCUGGGGGGCUCUGGCCGCGCUUGCUAUGAGUUACAGACUUCGGCUGUAUUAUGUGCCCGUUCUGGCGAUAGCUGUGGGGGUUUUCACGUCACCCGGUAUUUUCCUUUCCGUUUUCCUGGCCGCCGGCUCCUUGGGCAGGCCAGCUGGCCAGUGGCUUACAGGAUGGCCAAAAAGGUUUCGCAAGCUGUGGCUCAAGGCGUUACUGCGGCUGCCCCGGCCUCUGUUCAGGGUUCUUCAGCGCUGUGGGGCUGCGGGCGAGGGCGAGCUGUUCUACCUCUUCCCAAAAACCUAUAAAGGCUGCUACCGGAGCCGGAUGCCUGUGCUCGCUAGCCGCUCCUCUGCAAGGAGCAAGCCUUCAUGGUGGCAGAGGCUCAUGCGGGCCCCCUCCCACGUAGCAAAGACACUAAACGAUAGCCUAGCGAGGGGCGUCCGCAGGCUCUGCACAGUGCUCCCCCCAGUAGCCCUCAUGUACAUGACCAGAAUGAAGCUCUUAAGGGAGGAAAAACCCAGCCGAAUCCCAAGACUGAUGAGCCGAGAGCAAAGGCGCAGGGAGGCGGCAAAGCGCAGGGAGCCACGGGGGCCCCUCAUGGGAAGGGCAGCGGCGAGGGCCAGCCUAGCCAGGCGAUCAAACCCUCUGAUACCAUGGCGUUGAAAGACGAGUGCCGCACCUCACCCCUAGUGUAAGUGCCUUACUGCAUGAACUGAAGAGCCAAGGGUUAUAUGGAGGUGAUGCCUGAAACGCGCACGGCGACGCUCACGGGAAGGGUUUUGCACUAUUUUAUCAGAUUCUCCUUUGCACAUAAUUUCUUGUGGGUGAAGUAAAUGCCCCUGUGCUGCACUCGCUGCCCACUAGGUGGCAGUAUUGAUGCCCCAUUAGCCUGCUGAAUGCGACCUGCACCUUUCACUAAAUACAGUCGCCCUUCCCUGAACUGAAAUAGAAGCGACAGGCGCCAUUUCCAUAUGACAGCCUUUAUUAGGACCGUAUUACGGGAUCAAACCACUAGGGGGCAGCAUGAAGGUUUUUUGUUUUUUUUGCUUUUUCAUUUUUCGAGGGCUCACGCUGGUCUCUGUGGCAGGGAAGAGGUUAACAGUUCCAUAUCCUCCCUGUCCUUCCAUUCCUAUGGUCAGUACUGUAAUAUAUUUCAUGGCUGUAUACACUCAGGGGACCUCGUGUGUCUCAUCACAGGUGUAAACCGUGCAAUGAAAGAGCCUGUGGACAUAAAAAGAUGGACCAGCAUAUGAUACAAGCGGGGCUGAGCUAGGAGUCCCAGUUAUCCGCUGAGGCUUGUAGUCCAGUAGAAGGUGCAGGAGGUUGCAGGGCCAUAGUACUUUGUGCUGCUGGCGGCAUCUUGUGGCAGUUUUGUGUAACGCACCCCUUUGCUUUGUGCAGUUGGGACUUUUGGUGACACCUAGUGGCUCUUGCGUGCAUUACAUCCAGGGUUUUGUCCUUCAGCUGUCAGGGUAUUGGUGGGUUCUUUUCAGCGGGGGAGCAGCUCAUUAGCCUUUUUUGAUGCCUGAGACCAGCCUUCCCCAAACUCAGGAUGAGGAGAGCAAAAACAAAAUGCCCUUUUCGUGCUCGUUCCCCUUUUUAAUUUGACUUCUGCAUCAUUUUUUUAUUUAUUUCCCCCCUCCCCUUGCACAUUGUAAAAAAAAAUCGGACUGCUGACGGUUCUGUGUUUUAUAAGCACAAAAGAAAAAUAUAUAUAUUUAAUGUUUAACCCCUGUGCUGCUGGGAGGAGGAGUCGGGGCAGGCAGCGAGGGGUUAAACCUAUUUAUUAAAUCCUCCAUAUAUAUAUAUUUUCACCCGUACUUUUUGUUCUGAUCCCCUCCAGUGUAAAUUCUCCAUUUCUGUUUCUUUUUGUGUUUUAUUUUUCGUUGUGUUUGUAAUAAACCGGAAGUGAAAAAUCAUCCAGUUUGUGUCAUUUCUUUCAUCAUCGACCAUUUGUCGUCCUGUCCGGGGUGUGGGGCGAUUGCGUCCACCCACGCGGUGCAAGGCUGAGUCUAUAGGCAGGGAAAAGGCUAAUGUGGGGGGCACCCAGUGACCUCUGACCCUAUCCGUAAUGAAGGCUAUACAGUAGGAUCUUUGGCUGCGUGGGGAGGAUUAGUGAUGGCCGCCUCACAGUGCUGUGUACGUGUGGAUAGUUCAGGACUCAUGGGGGGGGGGGGGGCAAGGUUCUAAAAUCUACAAUGACGGUAGAGCAGCAUUCAUAAAUCUUCUACUCCAGUCACCUCCUGAGCUGCAUUCACAAUUUCUAUACUCCAGUCACAUACCGAGCUGCAUUCAUAAUUCUUAUGCUCCAGUCACAUCCUGAGCUGCAUUCACAAUGUCUUUGCUGUAGUCACAUACAGAGCUGCAUCCAUAAUUUUUGUUACUCCAGUUACAUCAUGAGCUGCAUUCACAAUUCUGCCGUCACCUACAAGGAAUAAACCAGCAACAAGCUCGGACAUACUCCACAGCUGCCAUUACAUGGUCCCAGAGUAUGCACUGGCAUGCCUUUAGUGCAGAGAGAUGUCGGCUAACUAGAAGAUAGCAGAAUUGUGACUGCAGCUCUGGAUGUGCUUGGAGCAUAAGCUAGGUUUAGGACAGGCGGUACAAUGGAAGCUUUCCAUGAAAGUAGCGGAGCCGACACUAAAUGUCGGCCGGUUACAGAUGUGUGGGGUUUCGGGCUCCCCGCUGCCUCCUGCUGGUUCGUGGUGUUUAGUGCGUGUUUCCACCUAUAUGGCGGUAGUAAUCCAGGGAUAGGUACCGGUGGGACAUGGGGGGGCACUUAUUUUCUGCACAUUGACCCCCGGUCACUCAGGAAGGAUUGAUCAUGUCUUCUCUCAUCCCCAUUCUUUUUCCUCUCUUCCCAUUAUGCACUGGGUUUUCCCUCUCACCUCUUCCCCUCCCCCCACACAUUUCUCUCUCUAGUCCAAGGAGCUGCAGAUAAAGCGUCAGUUCCAGGACACGUGCAAGAUCCAGACGCGGCAGUACAAGGCGCUGCGCAACCACCUGCUGGAGACCACGCCCAAGAGCGAGCACAAGAGCAUCCUGAAGAGGCUGAAGGACGAGCA
Bufo gargarizans (Asiatic toad) is the source of this 5731-nucleotide messenger RNA. RefSeq names its product TAO kinase 2 (gene TAOK2). The transcript is spliced from 16 exons. The record is from RefSeq and is a predicted model, not a curated record. Bases 69 to 3329 code for a protein of 1086 amino acids. Gene Ontology annotation, biological process: protein phosphorylation. NCBI's taxonomy places the organism in Eukaryota, Metazoa, Chordata, Amphibia, Anura, Bufonidae. Gene Ontology annotation, molecular function: protein kinase activity; ATP binding.